ACAUCCCCUUCCCAGCCUGAUGCCAUGAGGAUAUAGGCAGCCAUAUUGUGAAGCUGUCAGCUCUGAGAAGUCCUCCAUCCUCCUCCUAUAACGGCCCACAGAGCCACCUCCCUCUCAUUCUGUCCUCUAUCCUUCCCUCCCUCGCUUCCUCCCCAGAGAGAGACUGCGCGGCCCCAGCCCCUAGUGAGCCGACAUCCUCCCGGAGCCAAAUAACGGAGUUUGUGGGGCAAGGAGGAGGACACAGCCCCGGAACGGAGGCCUCUCUACAGGAGAGGACAAUCCCUCAUUUAAAAUACUAGAAAAGAAAACACGAGAAAAUGCCGAAACCGAUCAAUGUACGGGUUACCACCAUGGAUGCGGAGUUAGAAUUUGCUAUCCAGCCGAAUACUACUGGUAAACAACUAUUUGACCAGGUGGUAAAAACAGUUGGUCUACGGGAAGUAUGGUUCUUCGGACUUCAGUAUGUGGAUAGCAAGGGUUACUCUACAUGGCUUAAGCUGAAUAAAAAGGUAACCCAGCAAGAUGUUAGAAAAGAAAAUCCUCUUCAAUUUAAGUUUCGGGCUAAGUUUUUUCCUGAAGAUGUAUCAGAGGAGUUAAUUCAGGAAAUUACCCAAAGACUUUUCUUUCUGCAAGUUAAAGAAGCAAUAUUAAAUGAUGAAAUUUACUGCCCUCCCGAAACAGCUGUGCUGCUUGCCUCAUAUGCUGUCCAAGCCAAAUAUGGAGAUUACAGCAAGGAGGUCCAUAAACCAGGAUACCUGGCCAAUGACAGGCUUCUUCCCCAACGUGUUCUGGAACAGCAUAAGUUGACAAAAGAACAAUGGGAAGAAAGGAUACAAACCUGGCAUGAGGAACACAGAAGCAUGUUAAGGGAAGAUUCUAUGAUGGAGUAUUUAAAAAUUGCACAAGAUUUAGAGAUGUAUGGUGUCAACUAUUUUGAAAUAAAAAAUAAAAAGGGAACAGAACUUUGGCUGGGAGUUGACGCAUUAGGUCUGAAUAUUUAUGAGCAUGAUGACAAGUUGACACCGAAAAUUGGUUUUCCUUGGAGUGAAAUUAGAAACAUUUCAUUUAAUGACAAGAAGUUUGUUAUAAAACCAAUUGACAAAAAAGCUCCGGAUUUUGUGUUUUAUGCACCCCGUUUAAGAAUUAACAAACGUAUCCUGGCUCUGUGCAUGGGUAAUCACGAGCUCUAUAUGAGAAGAAGAAAGCCAGACACCAUUGAAGUUCAGCAGAUGAAGGCUCAGGCCAGAGAAGAAAAGCACCAGAAGCAGCUCGAGAGAGCGCAACUGGAAAAUGAAAAAAAGAAAAGAGAAAUAGCUGAAAAGGAAAAAGAAAGAAUAGAACGUGAAAAGGAUGAACUGAUUGAGCGACUUCGACAAAUUGAAGAACAGACACUAAAAGCCCAGAAAGAGCUAGAAGAACAAACACGAAGAGCUUUAGAGUUAGAUCAAGAACGUAAAAGAGCAAAAGAGGAAGCAGAGCGGUUAGAGAGAGAGCGGCGAUCUGCUGAAGAAGCCAAAGCGGCUCUGGCACAGCAAGCUGCAGACCAGAUGAAAAACCAAGAGCAGCUGGCUGCCGAACUUGCAGAAUUUACAGCCAAGAUUGCAUUGCUUGAAGAAGCAAAGAAAAAGAAAGAGGAAGAAGCUACAGAGUGGCAACAGAAAGCUUUUGCUGCUCAGGACGAUUUAGAAAAGACAAAAGAAGAGUUGAAGACCGUAAUGUCGGCUCCACCCCCACCCCCACUUCCUCCACCACCUGCAGCUCCCACAGAAAAUGAAAAUGAGCACGAACAUGAUGAGCAAGAUGAGAACAGUGCGGAAGCUAGUGCUGAAUUGUCAUCCGAGGGGGUGAUGAACCACAGAAGUGAGGAAGAACGAUUGACAGAAACGCAGAAGAAUGAAAGAGUAAAGAAACAGCUUCAGGCUUUGAGUUCAGAGCUGGCUCAAGCAAGAGAUGAAACGAAAAAAACACAAAAUGAUGUUCUCCAUGCUGAGAAUGUAAAAGCAGGUCGAGACAAGUACAAGACACUCCGUCAGAUUCGACAAGGCAAUACAAAACAGCGUAUAGAUGAAUUUGAAUCAAUGUGAAGAUGCAUUCUAAAUAAUGCUAAAAAAAUGUAGGCCUUUGCAGCAUUGAUGGAGCGUCCCACCUUGCCAAAGCACUUGCACCAGUCUGACUGUGGAGGUUAGGAGUACACCACGUAAAUAAAGUUCAACUUCAGUGGCUCAUAUUACCUCUGAUUUCAGUCUGUAACAUAACAUCUAGGUCUUGUCCCUUUAUCCUAUAUUAUUGUGACUAUUUCUCUUGAAAUUAGAAAAUACAGCGUUCACAACAUCUGCUUCAUACUUAAGAAUUUUGAAAGGACUUUGUAGGGUAAAAUCUAUAUUACAAAGGAUUUGUUACAUUUGUUAUGCUAAAAUUUGGAUAUUUUUUUCUUUCAUUCAGUAAAAUAAUAUUGCUUGUAAUUUCAUUUUCUGAUAUAACUCAUUUUCAUUGUCUGCGUAGAAAGAUCUUGGAAGUCAGGUAACGCUUUGACCUUAUAAGUUAUUGUAGUAUAUUGUAUCUUUAUACUUUAAUCCCUGAAAACUAUAUGUAAGUUGACAUACUGUUUAGGUAUAAUAGCAAUAAGUAGAACAGACCUUUAUGGGUGUGUGGAAUACAUGGAAAUGGUAAUCCCAAAGAGUCGACGGCAUACUACUACCUCAGGUACAGAUGACUGGUCUUUCACCUCAGUAUAAUACCAACAAUAUAUUUUAUUCACUAAGGCUUACUUAAAGAGUUUGAGUUUUUUUGUACUUUUUAAUUUAAUUUUAGAGCUUAUCACAGUUAAACUGCCUAUAUUAGUUUGCAAGUAGACAUUAGUAUGUAUGUGUGUGUGUAUAUAUAUAUAUAUUUAUAUUUAUAUAUAUAUAUAUAUAUAUAUAUAUUUAGAAGAGGAUGCAAUUAUAAAUACUAAUGUGUAAAUAACAUGGAGUACUAAAUACAGUUAUUAUUCAGUGCAGGCUUUAAAGUUGUUUCUUUCCUUUAUGCAUUUUACGCAUUUAUAUAAUGUCAUUGCUAUACUGAUAUAGGCAUUUUGCUCUAAUGUCCUACAUACUAAUGUAAUUAUUUUGCUUAUUCAUGUUACAAUUUUCUGGAAUAGUUUACAUUUUUAUGUAUAAAUACUUUCAAUGUGCUGCAUAUUAAUGCUUAAAUCUGAAAUGUAUACAAUAUUGCACACACACACGAUUCUAUCUAGUGUUGGCAAGCUCCAAUCAGUGUGCUAUAGCUUCAUGAAUAUUACUAAAUAAUCCUGCAAUUAACAAGCCUAUAUACCUUUUUAUGUUUAUCUUAUUCAUUUAUAGGUAAGGGAUAUUGUGUUUAAAGCAAUUGAUACAGGGAACUAGUUGUGCAAAACAUAAUAAACUGCUUUCCUCGUACCCCGCUCCACAAAGGAUAAGACUGCUUAUGAUCUUUGUAUAAACAUUAGAUUUCAAAUAAACCAUUCAAUUCCUUUUAGGUGCCAGGUUUUCUAGAGCAAAACUCAAUCACACAAUAAAUAGCUAAAAAUUAUAUUUUUAAGGUCAGUUUUGGUGCAAUUCCUAGUUUUGAAAUGAUUACUUGUCCAGACUCAUAGACCGCUUUAGGUUCAGCAGUCUUUGAUGCCGGCAGAGAAUAUUGUGCAUAUUGGGCUUUUAUUUGUAAUUUUAGGACUGUCUCUUUUUAAAUUGGAACACUUCUAAAGGAAUAUGAAACCCAAAAAAAUGUAUUUUGUGAUUCAGACACAGCAUACUAUUUUUAAAACGUUUUCAAUUUAUUCUAUUAUCACAUUUUCUUCGUUCCCAUGAUAUUCAGUGUUGAAGAGAUACCUAGGUAGACAUUUAGAGCACUACAUAGCAUAGUGCUGCCAUCUAGGUUUUUCUUUUAGAACUGCUGCCAUAUAGUGCUCCAGAAAUGAUCCGGCUCCUAAGCAUACAUCCCCGCUAUUCAACAAAAGAUCAUGAAGAAAAAUUGGUAAUAGAAGUAAAUUAGAAAGUUGUUUAAAAUCAAAAUCUCUAUCUGAAUCAUGAUAGAAUUUUUUUUUUGGGGUUCAUACCCCUUUAAUCACCUAAAGGGAUUUGUGCAUGUAAUUGACAUGGCUUGUUUUUUUGCAGUGCAUUCAGAAAGUAUUUUGCUUUCAAACAGUCAGUUUCUCAGUAUGUAUUCUAAAGGAACCGCCUUUGUAUUCAUUGUUUCUUAUGCAUCUGCCACUUUAGAUUCUUUCUAUAAUGUUGCUAUUAUUUACUCAAUACUGCAUCAGUGUUUUUUGAUAAACCAUUCAUUAUAUUUUCUGUUCUUUUUGUUCCAUAGAGCAGUAGUAUUCUUUACAGGACAAUUCCAUAGGCCCUCAAUAAACCAAUUGCCAGUGCAAUAUACACAAAACUCUACUAUCAGUUUGAUGUCCAGAUUUUGUCCAGUUGAACUGAAUGGUUAAAAAAAUGUAUUUGCACUUUAGGAAUAGUAUAAAAGGAAACUGAGCAGACUUUAUUGCUGAACCAUGUUACAGGGCAUCAGGAGUGAGGCCUAUUUAUUCAUUUCUUGAGUUUGAAGUACUCUUCGGCAGUGUCCUUGAAAUCAGUAAUAGAAAUUCUAUGUGGAUGUAAUUUGUUCGAUUAUUUUUUUCCGUUAAAAGCAGAAAUAAUCUAUCCUUUGAUAAUACUCUAUGAACAAGUUGUAAACAACUACUACUGCAGAUUACAGUGGGCUAUUAUUUCCAGAAGGUUAAGAAUGCAUUUAAUAGGUUUCAUAAUUUUUUUUAUUUUUCUUCCUUAGACUCUUUGUUGUAAAUUAAUGCUACAGUUACGACUAUUUUGAACAAGGUUGUUUAACAAUAAAGCUAUAAUGGAGAUA
Messenger RNA from Bombina bombina (fire-bellied toad), 4866 nucleotides. RefSeq names its product radixin (gene RDX). The record is from RefSeq and is a predicted model, not a curated record. The transcript is spliced from 14 exons. NCBI's taxonomy places the organism in Eukaryota, Metazoa, Chordata, Amphibia, Anura, Bombinatoridae. Gene Ontology annotation, molecular function: cell adhesion molecule binding; actin binding. Bases 318 to 2084 code for a protein of 588 amino acids. Gene Ontology annotation, cellular component: filopodium; apical part of cell; cytoskeleton. Gene Ontology annotation, biological process: regulation of cell shape; positive regulation of protein localization to early endosome; positive regulation of early endosome to late endosome transport.